CUACUUUAACAAUCUCAUACACAAAACCUACUAAAAAAGUUCCCACAUAAGUCCAUAUACACACUUUCUUUUCCUUUUUGUUCAUAUAUACUUAUCUUGUAUAGUUCCUUAGAUUUGAUAUUUCUUUUUUCUUUUUGUUUGUUUUACUUCAAUGAUCAACGACAAAUCUAACGAAUUCAUUCGUCGGAUUUUGAAUUUUCCGGCUAUACGUCCUAGUGAAACAAUAUGUUUUUCUAGCCUUGUUACAUCUCUGAUCCAACUAGGCCAAAAAAUAUGUGAAUACAAGUCGAGAACAUUCUUUACUAAUAAUAAGAAUUGUCGAAACUCGAUACGUUUGAUUGAGGAUAUUCUCGUCGUUGUCAAAGAAAUUCCAAAUGGGGUUUCAAGAUUUGCAAAUUCCAGCAUUUUGAGUAGCUUAUCAGAGAUCCAUUUUAUCUUCCAGAAGUAUCAGUUCUUGUUGGAAGAUUGUAGCAGAGAAGAUGCCAGGAUAUGGAUGUUAGCCAAGUCCGAGGAUGUCUCUUGCCAGAUUCAGAUGCUGGCAAGAGCUGUUGCUGUGGCACUUGAUGUUCUGCCUUUGGAGGAAAUGGAUGUUUCUGUGGAAGUUAAAGAAGUGGUGGAGUUUGUGAGAAAUCAAGCUGUUAAAUUGAAGUUUGAAGUAGAAAUGGAUGAUAGGAGAGUGCAAAUGAAUGUUUUGAAGAUUUUGGAUCAACUUGAAGAUGGAAUUAUUCCAGAAUCAAGUGAUUUGAAAAGGGUUCUUGAUUAUUUAGGGAUUAAAUGUUGGAGCGCGUGCAAUAAAGAAGUUAAGUUCUUGGAUAAUGAGAUUUUCUCAGAGGGAAAUACAGAUAUGGGGCUUCUCAGUAGCUUAAUGGGGUUCAUGAUUUACUGCAGGGGAACUCUGUUUGAAGUAUUGGAUAAUGUAUCAAGUACGCAAAUCAAUGGAGGCAGCAGUAAUGCAGAUCAAGUCAUCAGGUUCUUGAAUCUUGAUGAUUUUAGGUGUCCAAUUACGCUGGAAAUCAUGAGUGAUCCUGUGACAAUAGCCUCAGGUCACACAUAUGAUCGGUCUUCGAUCCUCAAAUGGUUCAGAUCUGGAAACUCCACUUGUCCAAAGACUGGUGAGAGGUUAACAAGCAUUGAUUUGGUUCCUAAUUUGGCUUUGAAGUUCUUGAUCAAACAGUAUUGCUAUGUGAAUGGCAUUCCGUUUGUGGAAACUGGCAGGCGAAAUCGCGAUACUGUAAAAUCUGUUGCUACAGGUAGUGUGGCUAAUGAGCAGGCUAUGAAGUUGCUUGCAAGUUUUCUAGUUGGCAGACUAGUUGCUGGAACAAUGGAACAGCAAAAUAAUGCUGUUUUCGAAAUUCAUUUGCUCACCAAAACAAGCAUUUUUAACAGGUCUUGUUUGGUGGAAGCUGGUGCAAUCUCACCUCUCCUGAAUCUUGUUACUUCAAGGGAUUCCUCUUGUCAAGAGAAUGCAAUGGCUACUCUACUGAACCUCUCGAAAAACUCUAACAGCAAAAGCAUAAUUGUUGGAAAUGGAGGUUUGUUCGCGAUACUUGAUGUUUUGAAGGGAGGACUAAAGAUGGAAGCACGACAGCACGCUGCUGGUACAUUAUUCUACCUGACAUCUGUAGAAGAGUACCGCAAAAUGAUUGGAGAAAAUCCGGAGAUCAUUCCAUCACUUUUGGAGCUGCUAAGAAAUGGAACUGACUGGGGAAAAAAGAAUGCCUUGGUCACCAUUUUUGGCCUCUUAAGGCGCCCCGAAAACCACUGGAGAGUAAUUGCCGCUGGAUUAGUCCUUUUGGUGGUUAAUCUGUUGAAAUCUUUCAAAAGGGAAGAUCUCAUUACAGAUUCUUUGGCAGUUUUGUCAACUCUUUCUGAAAGAUUAGACGGAGCAAUGGCUGUUCUUUAUGCUGGAGCUUUACCUAUUAUUGUGAAUGUUCUAAGUUCUUGCAAUUCAAGGGCAGCAAAGGAGUAUUGUGUCUCAUUGUUGCUGGCUUUGUGUAUCAAUGGUGGGGCAGAUGUAGUUCCUGUUUUAGUAAAGAACUCAUCUCUCAUGGGACCUUUGUAUUCCCUCCUCGCUGAAGGCAACUCAAAAGCUAGCAAGAAAGCUAGUACACUCAUCAGAAUCUUGCAUGAGUACAAUGAGAAGACCUAUUCUGGAUUGGUCUCUCCAGUUUUUAUAGAGGAUCAAUUCAUUAAUGUGUGGUAAAUAUUUUCAAGCAUCCAACUUGUAUAUAUAAACCAUGGACGACCAUGGUGUAGGAUGCUUUGGUGUCCUUUCCAUUGACUGGUGAUAUGGGCUCAAGUUUUAAGAGCUAGUCACUACACUGCUGCAGCUUCUGUUUUUUUGAAUGAAGCUUUGUAUAGUUUUACUUGUAUCUCUAUACUCAUGAUGUUAAUGUGAAUCCUUGUUAUGUAAGCAUCACUCCCUGUACUCUUCAAGUUAAUAAUAGUAAUAAUUUUCUUAUCUGAA
Messenger RNA from Capsicum annuum, 2467 nucleotides. Its product is annotated as U-box domain-containing protein 18. The record is from RefSeq and is a predicted model, not a curated record. The transcript has a single exon. Gene Ontology annotation, molecular function: ubiquitin-protein transferase activity; protein binding. NCBI's taxonomy places the organism in Eukaryota, Viridiplantae, Streptophyta, Magnoliopsida, Solanales, Solanaceae. The coding region runs from base 152 to 2203 and encodes 683 amino acids. Gene Ontology annotation, cellular component: nucleus; cytoplasm. Gene Ontology annotation, biological process: protein ubiquitination.